UUGCUUGCCUUACCUGUACAAUCAAGAGCUAUCAAUAUUCAUUUUGGUGGUGCACCUGAGCUAUAAACGACAAAGAAGAAGGUGCUCUGUGUGAUAGUCUAUUGUUCGACGAGCAUCAAAUGGAUGUCUACGUUUCUUCAUCGAAUUAUAGUCAUCAACUUUUAGCACAUGAAAUAAAAAUCGUUUAAAUUUGUCAUUAUAGUUCUCAAAAAGUAACAGCAAACGACUUUUUGCCGAAUUGUUAAAAGAGUUCACACUGCAAGUUUUUUAUUAACACAACCACAUUUUAAUCGUCUGUUCUUUUGCAAGUACUUCUCAGGAAUACAAUGGAAUAAGCUGACACACCCUAAUCCUAACUUCUUUACUUCAUGUUUAACAUUUAUAAGAACACGUCGAUUAUAACUGAGUUAGUGAUCACAUCGUCUGGUUUGAACAAGCGAAUGGUUUAGGAAAGUAGGACAUUGAAUAGAAGUGAAUACCUUGGUCGAUAGCAAUUUACCUUUAUUCGCUGAAGCUGGAAACCAGAUGGAGCGAAGAAAAAGUGAAAUUCUCGGUAUCGUGUUGUUGCUGCUGCUGACGUUUGCUUCGGAAAAUAGCUCGGCAAGUACUAAUAGUACUAAUAGCACAACGACAAGCCUCAGCCCAGGUGAUCCAAAUGUUUGCAACGUUACAACCAGGCGCCCAGCAUAUUACGCUGAGACAUACACAGUGCAGCGAGUCGAGAGAUAUGUCUCAAUGUGUAGCUGGUGGCAGUGCAUCCGUGAGAGACUAGUAACUGCAUUGGAAUCUCGACAGGUAACUCGGAUGGUAAAUACCACCAUCUUGGAUUGCUGUGAAGGAUGGCUAUACAGAAAUGGAUCGUGUAACACAUCUCUUGACAUCGGGACAGAAUUUGGUACGUAUAUAGAGGACUUGACGAUCGUUUCACCAAACUAUCCAGACAACUAUCCAAAUAACGUCAACACUCAAUGGCUUGUUUCUGGACCAGCAGACUACCAGAUCAUGGCAGUUUUUAGCACCUUUAAUCUGGAAGACAGCUAUGACAGCUUGAGGAUUGGUUCUGGUCUUGAUCCAGAUGAUACAGCAUCAUUAUUGGCUACUCUCUCAGGUUCUAUUUUACCUGAUAUCAUAGUCUCUAACAGCAAUGAGAUGUGGCUGGUAUUUACCUCAGAUGUUUCAGUUACAGAGCUGGGGUUUAGGGUAAACAUCGAAGUUUAUACUCCAGGAAACUAUGCAGACUAUACGGACUUUUCUUUAUCAAGUGAUUUUCUCGACAUGAGUAGUAUUGAUUCUAAAGACUUUAUGACGGACUCUUCUUCAUCACCUGACUUCCCGGACAUAAGUAUUUUUUAUUCAAGCGACUCUGUUAUCAAUGCAUCUGCAGGUAAAAAUAGAAUAUUGAUAAUCACUAAAAAAAAAGGGAUACAUUUUGAUAACUAUUGAUGGGAUAAUCACAUAAUAAUCCCAUCACACGCAAUCACGCCCUCUCACAAUGCUUCCGAUUUCCUGAUCCGGUGUGACAGCCGUAUCUUAAUGGGUAUGGUGAUGGUCGGUUGAUGAUUGUUUCACCUGACUACUUAGAAAGCGUGUAUAUGCUUUUAAAUAAGCAACCAGAAGACCAACGGC
This is a messenger RNA of Strongylocentrotus purpuratus (purple sea urchin), 1626 nucleotides long. Its product is annotated as membrane frizzled-related protein. The transcript is spliced from 6 exons. Lineage: Eukaryota; Metazoa; Echinodermata; Echinoidea; Camarodonta; Strongylocentrotidae. The record is from RefSeq and is a predicted model, not a curated record. Bases 526 to 1443 code for a protein of 305 amino acids. Gene Ontology annotation, molecular function: protein binding.